UUUUUUUUUUUUUUUUAAUAAUGACAACUAUUUUCAAAGUAACAUAUAAACCACCACCAUUGGAAGUUUUAAAUCAAUUGGUAAAUUUACCACCAAUACCACUUCCAAUUUCUCCACCAAAUUUAACGAUAACUAGACGAUUAAUAUUUAAAAGUAUACCUUCAACUUCUUUUUCUCCUACUUCAUCACCCACAACUUUUUCAAUUGUAAUAACAAGUGUAAAACCAACAUGGGAUCAACUUAGUACUAAAAUUCGGUCCCAAUUUAAUAUACCUGCAAAUUUUAAAUUUGGUUUAACUUAUUUGAAUUCAGAUAAUAACGAAAUUAUUAUUUCUUCUCAAAAAGAAUUAAAUAAUUAUUUUUUUCAACAUAAAGAUGAUGAAUUAUCAAAAAAAUUUGAUUGUUAUAAAUUUAGUUUGUUGAUUUUUUCUCCUCUUGAAGAAGAAAAUAAUAUGAAAAUUCAUGAAAAAAAUUUUGACUAUUUAGAACAAGAUGGUCAGCUGAAUGUUGAAGUAUAUGAUGUAUAUGAUGACGAUUAUGAUGAUGAUUAUGAUUAUGGUUAUGAUAACGAAGAUUACGUAAAUAGUUGUUCUCAACAAUAAAUAAUUUUGUAUUAAAUUUACCUGUAAUUCUUAUUUCUUUAAUAUAAUAGUUUUUAAUUUAUUAUUUAGUAAUUUAAUAUUUCGCUUUAAAAUUUGGGAGUUUUAAUUUUGAUGUUUUUAUUUCACUUUUUUUUUGAUUUUUAUAUUAUUAUUAUUAUAUAUCAAUGAGGCGUUAGAUUUAGAUUUUUUUUGUUUUAAUUCACAUAGUAAUAA
Messenger RNA from Rhizophagus irregularis DAOM 181602=DAOM 197198, 815 nucleotides. RefSeq lists its product as uncharacterized. NCBI's taxonomy places the organism in Eukaryota, Fungi, Glomeromycota, Glomeromycetes, Glomerales, Glomeraceae. The record is from RefSeq and is a predicted model, not a curated record.